AGCAAAUGUCAGUUUUUUAAAUUCUGCCAGCCCUAUUGUGUAUUUUAUGGCGAAACUGCAGUUUUUAUAAUUUUGCGCGUUUUAUUGCUUAUUUUUAUUUCUUUGCGUGGUCAUGGAAGACGAAUUAGAAGAUAGAGUGUUACAUCAAACUUAUUUAUCAUUUAUGAAAAUUUUGUCACGCUUUAGUAGCAGCGUAGCUUUUGACACCCCGACGAGCUAUUUAUGGAAAAUGGUGCGACUUUAUUUAUUACGAUCUGAAGUUUUAGUUUUUACAUUGGGAGUAGUAGUCUGCUUUAUGUAUUUACAAACUAUCGGACUAUGGAGUCGAUCUUUACUCAGCAGAUUAUCCCAUGCAGUAAAUCCUAUAAGUGCAGUGCAACGGAUGAAGUUGAUGGAGGGAUCGGACGCCGAUAAACAGAGCUGGGAACUUAAAGGGUCGCUUAGUGCUGUUUAUGCUAUAAAAGGCAGAAGGAUGCACAUGGAGGACAAGUUUAUAAUAAAUGAAAAUAUAAACAAUACAGGCAUAUCGCUGUUUGCUAUAUUUGAUGGACAUGGUGGUGAGUUUGCCGCCAACUAUGCUAAAGAUCAUCUAAUUCAGAACUUGUAUAAUAAAGUUGUGGAGCUAAAUGCUUAUAAAGAGGGUAAGCUUCCCGAGAUACCAAAAAUUGAAACACCAGAUGAAAUAAAAAAAGAAGAUAAAGAAAAUACUGUUAAUGUAGAAAGGAAGAGCAGCUUUAAGAAGUCUAUUAGUACUGCUGAUGACACCUCUAAAAAGGAGAUAACUGACCCACAGCUAUUAGCUCAACUGAACAAAGCCAGGCCUAUAACAAGAGAAGUAAGACCAAUCAAACCAAUCAAGAAUAUUUCAGUUCCAUUGUCUAGCUAUAUUGAUAAAGGUAAAAUCAAUUAUGGCAAGUUGUUAACUGACGAAGUUUUGGCUGCAGAUCGACUACUUGUAGAAGCUGCAAAGCGUUCAAUGAAUGUUGCUGGCACAACAGCCCUUAUAGCUAUUUUAGAAGACAACCAUCUCAUUGUUGCUAAUGUUGGUGACUCAAGAGGUGUGAUGUGUGACUCCCGUGGGAAUGCCAUACCAGUCUCUUUUGACCAUAAACCGCAGCAGGUUCGAGAGCAGAAACGCAUAGAAGCUGCUGGAGGUUACAUUGCAUUUAAUGGAGUUUGGAGGGUAGCCGGAAUAUUAGCGACGUCUCGAGCGAUGGGCGACUACCCUCUAAAAGAUAAAAACUUUGUUAUUGCCGAUCCAGAUAUAUUAACAUUUAAUUUAGAAGACCAUAAGCCUAUGUUCUUAGUUCUUGCAUCUGAUGGCUUAUGGGAUACAUUUACAAACGAAGAAGCCGUGAAAUUUAUAAAAGAGAGGUUGGACGAACCUGAUUUUGGUGCCAAAAGCCUUACACUACAGGCAUAUUACAGAGGAUCUGUUGACAACAUCACAGUAUUAGUGAUUAACUUUUUGGUUGAAAGAUUUUCAACAGCAAACUUAGUACAUUAAGAAAUUAGCCAUGUGAAUGAAGUGUUUUGAUAAGACAACUGGUGAUUGGUUGAACUUAUUAUCUCGCAUGAUAAAGAAGAAUGGCAAGAUGUUGUAGAUUCCUAUUUACACAUCAAUUUCUUGCUUUAUACAAAUGAAAAUCGAAUCUUAGUUAUAAUAUAGAUCAAUGAUGUACUGCAUAGCAGAUGCUCUGGUCGUAAUAAUCAAUCCGGUUUUUGAAAGAUUUUUGACUCUAAUUCUUCGUAAUAUUUGUCCAUGUAGUACCGGAAAUUAAAAAGAAACUUAUUUUUAAAGAUAUAUCAUUAUGAAUGUGUAAUUAUUACCCAGUUUUAAAAUAUGUAUGGUUGUGAUUGUGAAAAUAUUACUGUUGUGGGUGGUUUUAAAAAGGAUAUUAAUGUUAUUAUAGUAAAUAAUGGUUGGUUUCCUUCAUAGUUUUGUCACUGUGACGUAGUUUUGUUAUUACAUUAGUAAAGUGUAAAAGUAUGCAAUCUAACUAAGAAAAGGAAAAGGAAGAAACAAAUUAAUAUCCCAAAUCCAGAACGUUUGUAUUUAAAUUUCACGUAUUGACAUGAAUAAAAAAAAGACAUUUGACAUAAAAGUGAUUCACAGUUCACAGUCCCAAUCUUAGUUAGAUAGCAUUAUAAGUAGCCCUAUUUUGCCAUUAAACUAAUCUUAUAAUCAUCAAAAAACAUCACUAGAUGUUAAAUUACUUAUUGGAACAGUUUUGUUAUUGUAGCAGUCUUGCAUUUUGUAUGUAAACUUGACACACUGAUCCCACAAAUUGCUACUACUAUGUAUGUCUGUUCUGUAUCAAUAUGUGAGAUCAGUUUUUCCUCGUCUUACCAUGGUAAGUUCGCCGAAGUAAAGUUUUUCAAUUUAAUAUGCAGUACAAUUCUAAAACGUGCAUGUUUUCCAAGCGGAAAAUUCGUAUUUUUUUUCAAACUUUCUUUGGCAAAUAUUUAGUGUGUAAUGUCGUCUUAUUGUAUGUCCAAUUUUUAAUUUGUGCGUUCAGUAGUUUUUGACAAAAUCGAGAAAAAUGGUUUCCACAGUGUAGAAAACUUCGGGAGUCAUUUGACGCAC
Zerene cesonia (dogface butterfly) is the source of this 2587-nucleotide messenger RNA. RefSeq names its product protein phosphatase 1L. The coding region runs from base 113 to 1507 and encodes 464 amino acids. Gene Ontology annotation, biological process: protein dephosphorylation; positive regulation of canonical NF-kappaB signal transduction; negative regulation of canonical NF-kappaB signal transduction. The transcript is spliced from 2 exons. Gene Ontology annotation, cellular component: nucleus; cytosol. Gene Ontology annotation, molecular function: cation binding; protein serine/threonine phosphatase activity. The record is from RefSeq and is a predicted model, not a curated record. NCBI's taxonomy places the organism in Eukaryota, Metazoa, Arthropoda, Insecta, Lepidoptera, Pieridae.